Molecule: messenger RNA, 2715 nt
Organism: Myotis brandtii (Brandt's bat)
Lineage: Eukaryota; Metazoa; Chordata; Mammalia; Chiroptera; Vespertilionidae
Product: hydrocephalus-inducing protein homolog
Exons: 17
Coding region: 22-2715 (897 amino acids)
Biological process (GO): cilium movement; axonemal central apparatus assembly
Cellular component (GO): axoneme
Source: RefSeq, a predicted model, not a curated record
GAGCAAAGGAAAUAACGAAAAAUGACAAGUAGAAGACUUGAGGAGUCCAUGGGGGCUGUUCAGAUGGGGUUAGUCAGAAUGCUCAAAGGAUUCCAAAGCAAGGUUUUGCCACCCCUGAGUCCAAAGGUGGUUAAAGAAGAAGAUGUCAACCAAAUGCUAACACCGUCGGAGUUCCUGAAGGAAAUGUCCCUGACCACAGAACAGAGACUGGCAAAUACACGGUUGAUGUGCCGACCACAGAUCAUCGAACUUUUAGAUAUGGGGGAAGCAACACAUCAAAAGUUUUCAGAUAUUGACCUGGACCAGGCAUUAUUCCAGCCCUUUCCAUCAGAAAUUAUAUUUCAGAACUACACUCCCUGCGAAGUCUAUGAAGUUCCAUUGGUUUUGAGGAACAAUGACAAAAUUCCAAGGAUGGUGAAAGUUAUUGAGGAAAGCUCACCGUACUUUAAAGUAAUCAGCCCUAAAGACAUUGGCCACAAAGUAGCUCCAGGAGUGCCAUCCAUAUUCCGAAUCCUCUUCACUCCAGAGGAGAACAAGGAUUACGCCCAUAUGUUGACCUGUGUGACUGAGAGAGAAAAGUUCAUCGUACCCAUCAAAGCCAGAGGCGCUCGAGCCAUCCUGGAUUUUCCUGACAAGCUGAAUUUUUCCACUUGCCCUGUCAAAUACAGGACUCAGAAGAUGCUGCUGGUCCGGAAUAUUGGCAACAGAGACGCUGUGUUCCACAUCACAACUUACCGGCCGUUCUCCGUGGAGCCCUCUGUUGGAACUCUUACCGUGGGAGAGUCCAUGCAACUGGAAGCGGAUUUUGAGCCACAGACUGUGGGCAAUCACAGCCAACGGCUGAUUGUGUAUUACGACACAGGUGAAAAAAUGUUUGUAUCUCUGUAUGGAGCUGCUGUAGACAUGAAUAUAAGGCUGGACAAGAAUUCUUUGAUCAUUGAGAAAACCUACAUAUCUCUGGCCAAUCAGAGAACUAUAACUAUUUACAACCGCAGUAACAUCAUUGCCCAUUUCCAAUGGAAGAUAUUUGCUACCCAGGAAGAGGAAGAUAAAGAAAAGUAUAGGGUGUGUGAGGAUCUGAUCAAAGAGGAAAAGGAUGAGACUGACGAGUUUCAAGAGUUUGUUAGUGAUCCUUUGCUCCGAGAACGGAUUUCCAUUCUCUCCCGCACCUUUGAGAAUCAGAGAAGGCUGGUUCAGGCGGACAGCAUACUCUUCUUGAAUAACAUUUUCAUAAUUGAGCCCCCGGUGAGCACAUAUAUAUAUAAUCUGAACAUAUGUCGAGAGAUCCGUCUGCCCCUCCGAAUCAAAGGGCAAGGAAUGGGACCAAAGAUUCACUUCAACUUUGAAUUGCUGGAUAUUGGAAAAGUUUUUGUUGGAUCUGUACAUUGUUAUGAGGCAAUACUUUCCAACAAAGGCAGCAUCGACGCCCUGUUCAACGUGAUCCCCUCGACUUCAGCGUUGGGGGCCUGCUUUGUUUUCAGCCCCAAGGAAGGCAUCAUCAAGCCAAGCGGGGUCCAGGCUGUCCAGAUUUCCUUCUGCUCGUCCAUUCUGGGGCACUUCGAAGAAAAGUUCCUGGUCAGUGUCAAUGGGUCACCUGAGCCCGUGAAACUGACUAUUAGAGGCUGUGUCAUCGGACCCACCUUCCACUUCAAUGUCCCUGCUCUGCACUUUGGGGAUGUUUCCUUUGGGUUUCCUCACACCUUGAUAUGUUCCCUCAAUAACACCUCCUUGGUCCCCAUGACCUUCAAACUGCGCAUCCCUGGCGACGGCCAUGAAAGCAUUUCAAGCUGUGAGCAAUAUACAGACACCAAAGGACCUUCUUGGAACAAGGAGGAAAUACCCAUAACGAAACCGAAAGAAUUUACCAUCACCCCCAACUGUGGCACCAUUCGCUCCCAAGGAUUCGCUGCUAUCAGGGUGACCUUAUGCUCCAACACUGUGCAGAAAUACGAGCUGGCCCUGGUGGUGGACGUGGAGGGCAUCGGGGAAGAAGUGCUGGCGCUCCUCAUUACAGCGAGGUGUAUUGUACCUGCCCUCCACAUGGCUAAUGCAGAGGUGGACUUCGGGCGCUGCUUCCUGAAAUACCCGUACGAGAAAACCAUCCAGCUUGUCAACCCGGAUGACCUCCCAGGAUGCUACGAGGUCCUGCCCCAGGUAGAUGAGGACUCGCCCGCUGUGUUGCUCUCUAGUCCCACCCCCUAUGGAAUCAUCCCUCCCCAGAGCACCGUCCACAUCCCUCUGAUCUUGGAGACCCAGGUCACCGGGGAGCACAGGUCCACGAUUUACAUCUCGGUCUUCGGGAGCCAGGGCCACCCUGUGGUGUGCCAGCUGAGGAGCAUCGGAGAAGGCCCGGUGAUCUGCGUCUGUCCCCACCAGGUGGAUUUUGGCAAGAUCUUCGUCCUGAAGGAGUCCUCCAGGGUUAUCAACCUCUCUAACCAGUCCCCCAUCCCUGGAUUAUUUCAGGCACACAUGGCUCACAAAAAGUCCCUUUGGACAGUGGAACCCAGUGAAGGCACCGUUCCCCCCGAAGAUGACAUUCAACUGACGCUGACCGCCAACCUGAAUGACAUACUGAUGUUCAAAGACACGGUCAUUUUGGAUAUUAUAAACAGCAACACCUACCGGAUUUCUGUCCAGGCCGAAGGAAUUGGUUCCACCAUUGUUUCGGAUAAGCCCUUUGCUCCAGAACUCAACUUGGGAGCACAUUUUAGGUAG